This is a messenger RNA of Cucumis melo (muskmelon), 1134 nucleotides long. RefSeq names its product peptide deformylase 1A, chloroplastic/mitochondrial. Gene Ontology annotation, biological process: N-terminal protein amino acid modification; peptidyl-methionine modification. The record is from RefSeq and is a predicted model, not a curated record. The transcript is spliced from 4 exons. Gene Ontology annotation, molecular function: peptide deformylase activity. Gene Ontology annotation, cellular component: mitochondrion; chloroplast. Lineage: Eukaryota; Viridiplantae; Streptophyta; Magnoliopsida; Cucurbitales; Cucurbitaceae. The coding region runs from base 107 to 910 and encodes 267 amino acids.
AAAGUGUGUUGAAGCCCAAACCAAUUCACCAUUAAAGCCCAUUUAACACCUUAAACCCUCCGAAGAAUACUCUCGUCGCCGGAGGUGGAGCACCGUCAAAACUGAGAUGGAGGCAAUUCACCGAUUCUCCUUCCGUCUCUUCCCAAUCUCUCUUGCCGAAAGGUGUCGCAAGCCUUCUUUACUCGCACCUAAUUUUCGGAAACUCAUUCACAGGACCAUUUCUUCAUCGCCCAACAUUCCAAAAUUCAUUCCGGCCCCCAAAACCUACGGUUCCUCUUCAACUUCCAUUGCCAAAGCCGGUUGGUUUCUUGGUCUUGGAGAGCAGAAGAAAAUGAGCUUACCGUCGAUUGUGAAGGCUGGUGACCCAGUUUUGCACGAGCCUGCUCGUGAAGUUGAUCCUAAGGAAAUAGGGUCGGAGAAGAUUCAGAAGAUAAUCGACGAUAUGGUUUUGACCAUGAGGAAGGCUCCUGGAGUCGGUCUUGCAGCUCCCCAGAUUGGAAUUCCAUUAAGGAUAAUUGUUUUGGAAGAUACUAAAGAAUAUAUAAGUUAUGCACCUAAGGAGGAGAUCAAAGCACAAGAUAGGCGCCCCUUUGAUCUUCUGGUGAUCAUAAACCCAAAGCUAAAAAGUAAAAGCAACAAGACUGCAUUGUUUUUUGAAGGGUGCCUCAGUGUUGAUGGAUUUAGAGCAGUGGUAGAGCGAUAUCUUGACGUUGAGAUAGCUGGUUUCGAUCGAAAUGGGAAUCCUAUCAAGGUGGACGCUUCAGGAUGGCAGGCUCGAAUCUUACAGCACGAAUGUGAUCAUUUGGAUGGAACUCUUUAUGUCGACAAGAUGGUGCCUCGAACGUUCAGAACAGCUGAAAAUUUGACUUUACCUCUUGCUGAGGGUUGCCCCAAGCUUGGAGUUCGCUAACUCCAGCCUGCAUUGAUAUUAGCCUCGAGUUCGUUAACAUUGGAUAUCCAGAUUGGCUUUAUAUCCACCGCCAAGGAAGGAAAGGCGACUCAGAGAAUUGGAAUUUAAUUGAAUUUUUUUAUUACAUUCAGGCAAGUGUGUUUUGUUGAAUUGAAAUAUACUCUCUGUUUGAUUGAUUUAUGACUCUGCAUUUGGUUGGAAAUGAAAGCAAGGAGUUUGUGAAA